This is a messenger RNA of Staurois parvus, 435 nucleotides long. Lineage: Eukaryota; Metazoa; Chordata; Amphibia; Anura; Ranidae. The record is from the annotation of a GenBank genome assembly.
AUUUACUUUAUCUGGUCUACCACAGUACACAGAAAUGCAAUUAUUUAAGUAAAUAUGAACUGCUAAAUAUCCUUGUGACUUCUAUCAGUUUUCAGAAAAGCACUGGUUAAAACUUGCAGGAGGAGUUUUCUCUAGGAGGAUGCAGAACCCCUGACCUGAGUGCUGAUUGGCCCUGUGCUGAUCACAUGCACUCUCCCAAGAAAAAAAAAAACCUCUCUAGCAAUACACACCAAACUGAGCAUGUGCAGAGUGUCUCCACACAAUAUGUCCUAUCAGGAGAUAAGAGGGGAGCACUGGAAGAAGGGGAGGAUAAGAGAAGUCAGGAUCAAACAGCAUUUUUACACAGUGAAGAGCAUUAACCUCUUACGUUCCACAGUGAGUAUAACAAGCAUGCUUUACUGCAUUAUACAGACUGAUUUUACUGUUGUGGGUUUA